GGCCAAGAAUGGUCUCGCAGCGGCAGCGUCGGAGAGGGAUUCAGUGGAAGGCGUCUUCGUAAACGCUCUUCUUCUUGCCCCCCAUUUUCUACUUCUUCCUUCCCUCCAGCGUUUUCUAUCCCUUUUCCCUCAUUUGAUUCCUUCCCUUCUUUGCCGAAAAUGAGGGAGUGCAUCUCGAUCCACAUCGGUCAGGCCGGCAUCCAGGUCGGAAAUGCCUGCUGGGAGCUCUACUGUCUCGAGCACGGCAUUCAGCCUGAUGGGCAAAUGCCUGGUGAUAAGACAGUUGGUGGAGGGGAUGAUGCUUUCAACACCUUCUUCAGUGAGACAGGUGCUGGAAAGCAUGUACCACGUGCAGUUUUUGUGGACUUGGAGCCUACUGUCAUUGACGAAGUAAGGACUGGGACAUACCGUCAGCUCUUCCACCCAGAGCAGCUUAUUAGCGGCAAGGAAGAUGCUGCCAAUAAUUUUGCCCGUGGUCACUACACCAUUGGCAAAGAAAUUGUUGACCUCUGCUUGGACCGCAUCAGAAAGCUCGCUGACAACUGCACUGGUCUCCAAGGUUUCUUAGUUUUCAAUGCUGUUGGUGGUGGCACCGGCUCAGGCCUUGGAUCCCUUCUCUUGGAGCGCCUUUCUGUAGACUAUGGAAAGAAGUCCAAGCUUGGCUUUACUGUGUAUCCUUCUCCACAGGUUUCCACAUCUGUUGUUGAGCCCUACAACAGUGUACUUUCCACCCAUUCUCUCCUAGAGCACACUGAUGUGGCUGUCCUUCUCGACAACGAAGCCAUCUAUGACAUCUGCAGGCGCUCUCUUGACAUUGAGCGCCCCACCUACACCAAUCUGAACCGCCUUGUCUCUCAGGUCAUCUCUUCGUUGACAGCAUCUCUGCGGUUCGAUGGUGCCCUCAACGUUGAUGUCACAGAAUUCCAAACGAACUUGGUUCCCUACCCCAGGAUCCACUUCAUGCUUUCCUCUUAUGCUCCUGUGAUCUCUGCAGAGAAGGCUUACCAUGAGCAGCUGUCUGUGGCUGAGAUUACCAAUAGUGCCUUCGAGCCAUCUUCCAUGAUGGCGAAAUGUGAUCCUCGUCACGGAAAAUACAUGGCAUGUUGUCUCAUGUACAGGGGGGAUGUUGUCCCCAAAGAUGUGAAUGCUGCUGUUGCAACAAUCAAGACCAAGAGGACCAUCCAGUUUGUCGACUGGUGCCCCACAGGGUUCAAGUGUGGUAUUAACUACCAGCCACCAACAGUUGUUCCUGGUGGUGAUCUUGCCAAGGUUCAGAGGGCUGUCUGCAUGAUCUCCAACUCGACUAGUGUUGCUGAGGUGUUCUCUCGCAUUGAUCACAAGUUUGAUCUAAUGUAUGCCAAGCGUGCCUUUGUUCACUGGUACGUUGGUGAGGGAAUGGAAGAAGGUGAGUUCUCUGAGGCUCGUGAGGAUCUCGCUGCACUGGAGAAGGACUACGAGGAAGUAGGAGCUGAAUCUGCAGAGGGUGAAGAUGGCGAUGAAGGAGACGAGUAUUGAUGUGUUGUGCUUUUUUACUACUGGUUUUCAGACUUCUUUUCUUGUUUGCCUGUGUCAUGUCUUGUGUUCCAAUGUUUACGCAUGUGUCGUGUUUUCGAAGGUUGAUCAACUUUUAAUAUGAUGAUGGGGAUACGCUAGUGUGUCGUAUGUGGUAUCUUUCAGUCUCUGUUCAGUAAUGGUAAAAACCAUCACUCUUCUGGGUGUUUUUUGGCAGUA
This is a messenger RNA of Nymphaea colorata (pocket water lily), 1731 nucleotides long. Its product is annotated as tubulin alpha chain. The transcript has 3 exons. The record is from RefSeq and is a predicted model, not a curated record. Lineage: Eukaryota; Viridiplantae; Streptophyta; Magnoliopsida; Nymphaeales; Nymphaeaceae. Gene Ontology annotation, biological process: mitotic cell cycle; microtubule cytoskeleton organization. Gene Ontology annotation, cellular component: microtubule; cytoplasm. Bases 160 to 1515 code for a protein of 451 amino acids. Gene Ontology annotation, molecular function: structural constituent of cytoskeleton; GTP binding.